GACCCAACUCUCAGGGACCCCGGGGCGCCGCCCUCCCGCGGGCGCCGCGACUCUCCCCGACUCUGCCAGACUGGGCGCCGCAGACCCCUGCCCACCGCGGCCCAGGCAGGACCCCGCAGCUCGUCCACCUUCCCAGGCCAUGCUGACCCCCAGCACCUCGUUGGUCUCUAGGACACGCCCCUGUGCUGGGCCGUCGCCCAGCGUGUGGAGGAGGAAGCUGGGCAGCGGCUCCCGUCACUUUCCCCUGGGUGAUCAGAUUGUGUACGUGAUUUGUGUCCGUUCCACAGCGACUUUGCUCCCACACCGGGCCGUCAGUACUCCUGAGGAAGCCGCCGGCAGCCGCUGAGCACUGGGGAGCAGGCGACCGCCGGGCCUGUCCAGCCCUGGGCAGCUCCGGCACAGCAGGGUCUAUGUCUCCUGAGCGUCUUCCCAGCGGGUCUGUGCGGACCUGGCGGCACCGACACACAAGGCCAACAGGAGCUGGGGGGGCAGCUGGCCAGAUGCCCCCUCUCUGCGCGUUUUUGAGUGAACUGGCAGAGGAAGCAGGGGAGGCUUCUAAAGACAGCGGUGCAAGCCCGGCACCUGGGAGGCCGAGCGGUGACGCUGUGCCGUGGGCGAAGACCCGCUCCCUCCUUCCCUCCUCGGGCGGGGCCGCCAGGAUCUCUGGGCGUGGCAGUGCCGGUGGCCCAGACCCAGGGGAACGCAGCGGUGCCUGGGGGGAGUUUGAAGGCUUCAGGGAGUCCUCGGCCAAGUCUGAACAAUUCUCUCGGUCCUUUGAGCUCCCAGAGAGGCCCGCAGAGACUCAGCUGCCUAGAACCACUUCUGCCCCAAAGGAGUAUGGUUCUCGCCAGCCUCACCAGGGUGGACCUUGGGCGACGGGAACCGCCACCAUCUCACCUUCUGAGCUCCUUCUCAGCUAUGAGAACAUUUUUAAGUUUGCUUUUCAAGAAGUGCCCAUCCAGCAGGUAACUGAAGCUGUCUCCACCUUAGACGGUUUCUUAGAAGCAAGCAAGGAAGAAGCACCUGGCCUUGAACCUGUGCAGACACUGUGUUCUGAAUCUAGAAAACUCUGGAGAGCUCUUCAGAACGCCAAGACCAUUUUGACUUCCCAGUGUCUCUGGAGUGAGUCCCGCUGCCAGGAAAACUUCCUCCUUGUUCUCGGAAUUGAUGCUGCUCGGAAGAGCCGUUCCACAGGCCAGGGCCACAUGCGGGAGGACCCAGACCUCCAGGGGCGCGCAGAGCCCAUGGUACGCAGCUGCUGUCUGCCGCGCUGCGGAGCCCUGAUCCAGACCCAGCUCACAGGGACGCCUGGCAGCAGACAGGGCAGCCUGAUCACAUACAGCCUCUUCCUGAAGACCCCCUUCCACGGAAACCGGCAGCUCAUCACAAUUCCACGGAAAAAGAAGAUUUUCACUCCACGUAAUCUAAAAAUGACAUUGUUUAACAGUGAUGUUUGCUAAAGCGGAAGGACUUUGUAUCUUUAUGAGGAAUUUUUCAUUAUCUUACGAGUUUGGUUUGGUGCUGGAAACCAGAACUAUCUUGUGGCAGGGUGGUCCAGGGACCCACCCUGCCCCCCUGCCUCCCCCCCCCCGGCUCCUGUGGGGCUGAGGCUCUGCUGGACAGGGUGCCCCUUGUCCCUGGGCAGAGCUAGUCCUCACCUGGGCCCCCAGGAGCCCCACCCCAGCCUGAGGAACAGUGGUGGCUCCUGAGUCUGGGGCCCCGACACAGUGAAGGUGCCUGGCCACCUGCCCUGCACCGUCCGGGCAGCCCGUGUUUGGGACUGUCCCCGGAAGCAGCCGUGCAGGGACCUGGAAGGUCCUGCGUGCAUUACUACUGCGCUUGUCCCCGGCCCCGGGUUCCAGGGCUGCAGGGCAUGAGGUGGGGGGCAGGGCAGGGGGUGCUGUUUCCCCGAAGUGUGUGAGCUUAUCCACGCCUGCACCCCCCUUUGCCUGCCUGCCAGCGGGCAAGCUUCCCUGGUCAUCGGCUGAGGAAACCCCCUUCCCAGGGCAGAGCCCAGCCGUCGGCACUGACUUGUAAAAUUUUAUGAAGUAAAACAGCCUGGACGAGC
Messenger RNA from Vicugna pacos (alpaca), 2068 nucleotides. NCBI's taxonomy places the organism in Eukaryota, Metazoa, Chordata, Mammalia, Artiodactyla, Camelidae. The record is from RefSeq and is a predicted model, not a curated record.